CUCUUAUAACUGCAGGACUUUAAAACCCGGAAAUGUUCUGUGCCUCUAGAAUGCUUUGUGGGAGUUAUCCUACAAACAACCCCCCUCAGGGUAGCAGAAUUUCAGUGUUUAGGGUUAUAGUUGGGAGUGGGCUUCUGAACGCAUAUUAAAAUUAAACUGUAAUAUUGGUAUAUCUAGUUGGCAGUGGGCUUCGUAAUGUUUACGCGUAUGAAUGGGGAGGGGCCUGCAGAAUAUGGCUCGUGCUCUCCACCCUUGAAUAUUCAAUUCCGUAUGAGUUGCACACCACUGGAUUCCUGCGCCAAAUUAAUUUAAAUAUGUUUUCUAAAAAUCAAGAAACCGGCAAGUAGUAAGCAGCGUUAGAGCUCAUUCCUUUGCAGUAGAUCCAUAAUCCUGCAUUGCUGAUUUAGUAUUUACUUUACUGGUGGAUGAUUUACAAUUGGCAGAAUCAGCAGCUGUGGCAAAUGACACUUUCAUAGUGUGAAGUAUUUUGGAUUAAAGAAUUUGACACGCAAAGGUUAAAUGAGCACGGAAUUUCUGCUCUAUAAAACAAUACAUCGAAUAGUUGCUUUUCUCGCUAUUUUACAUAUACAUUUAUUUUUUUUCCCCGACCUAUUUUGCUGGAUAUUUUUGCUCUCUCCCCCCAUUAGUCUAAUUUUCUUGUUACUACUGUAUUUUCUUAACUGCUUACAGUAGUUUUUAUUUGUAUAACCUGUGGUGUUGGUUCUCUAACUCAACACAGGGUGUCGCUGUUAACACUAUUUCUGUUCAAUGCUGUUUUCCUGUUUCCUGCUUCCUCUGUGGCUCAGACAGCGCUAUAUGAAGUCCAGCUAUACAAGUUUCUACAUUUAAUUAUGGCAUCAAUUCCUUCUUCACUGGGGCUCCUCUCAGGAUAUACUUCCUCUGGGUCAGAUGACGAGGAAGAAACAGUCCAGAAAGCAGUUUGUACUCCUACAUCAUCAGCAAAUUGGUCUAAAAACCCUCACCCCAGCCGAGAAGAAGAGGCAUCUGUUGGGAAAAAAGAAAAAACGGAAAAAAAAUGUAUGCAAGUAAAGUUCUCAGAUUCCUCUGUCCGUCUCCCUGCCCCUGUCUUGGGAUCCCAAAACACCAGUGGCUUUGGUGGGGUCUUUUCAAACCCAUUUCACGAGGAGGAACAAGCACAGCUGAGCAUACUGGAGAGGCAUGUAAAGCUAAGUGACAGCAACUGGGCAUUAGGUAGAAGUGCCUGCUUAUCCUACCAAAAGGAUGGUCGAUGCCGUUAUGGAACAAGAUGCAAAUACAACCAUGGUAGUGACUUACCCCAGGGAAAUGAAAGAGUAGUGGUGGAAGAGCUAGGUAAAAACUCUUUAUUAAAUGAAACACCUGGAACCAUUCAUUUGGACACUUGUAUGGAGGGAAGUAAACGAAAGAAGGAAGUGCAUGAUAUAGACGAAACAGAGCAGAGUCAGAAGGAGAAGAAGAAAAAGGUUGGACUUUCUAACACUCUAAUUCCUCCAAAAAAAUAUCUGAAAAACUACAAAACACACGUAGCAAAUGAAAGACCCUGGGCCUUGUAAAUUACAUUACUUUAUCCUCCCCAGAAAGGUAUACAAUACUACCAUACACCAUUUAAUAAAUACUCUGGGUUGAUAGGGAUCACUAGAUCCAAUAUAAUGGCUUAAUUUGUGGUUGGGGGGUUCAACAUAUGUUUUAUGUUGUGACAUAAAAUUAAUUGUGCCCCGCAUUUACAGUUGUUUACAUUAACUGUGCUAUCAGUUUUAUUGCUCUAAUCAAUAUCUGAGUCACAUAAACUUUGUCUGUCCCUAAGGAAGGCCCGUUUAUGUGACCCGAACACUUCAACUUAAUAAACCACUAUUUGCCAUUUUGUGAAAAA
Xenopus laevis (African clawed frog) is the source of this 1870-nucleotide messenger RNA. RefSeq lists its product as uncharacterized. The transcript has 3 exons. Lineage: Eukaryota; Metazoa; Chordata; Amphibia; Anura; Pipidae. The coding region runs from base 852 to 1553 and encodes 233 amino acids. The record is from RefSeq and is a predicted model, not a curated record.